Messenger RNA from Prosopis cineraria, 677 nucleotides. Its product is annotated as ubiquitin-60S ribosomal protein L40. Lineage: Eukaryota; Viridiplantae; Streptophyta; Magnoliopsida; Fabales; Fabaceae. Gene Ontology annotation, biological process: translation; modification-dependent protein catabolic process; protein ubiquitination. The record is from RefSeq and is a predicted model, not a curated record. Gene Ontology annotation, cellular component: nucleus; cytoplasm; ribosome. Gene Ontology annotation, molecular function: protein tag activity; structural constituent of ribosome; ubiquitin protein ligase binding. The transcript is spliced from 5 exons. Bases 58 to 444 code for a protein of 128 amino acids.
GGGCCUCGAAUCCCACCUGUGGAGGCAACUAGAGCAGAGAGGAGUCUGAGGGCCAAGAUGCAGAUCUUUGUCAAAACCCUAACAGGGAAGACCAUAACUCUCGAGGUCGAGAGCAGCGACACUAUCGACAAUGUCAAAGCCAAGAUUCAAGAUAAGGAAGGCAUUCCACCGGACCAGCAGCGUUUGAUUUUUGCUGGAAAGCAGCUUGAAGAUGGCAGAACUUUAGCUGAUUACAACAUUCAAAAGGAAUCCACGCUUCAUCUUGUACUGAGGCUUCGUGGCGGUAUCAUAGAGCCUUCUUUGAUGGCUUUGGCUCGCAAAUACAAUCAAGACAAGAUGAUCUGCCGCAAAUGCUAUGCUCGUCUGCAUCCAAGGGCUGUCAACUGCCGCAAAAAGAAGUGUGGUCACAGUAAUCAGUUGAGGCCAAAGAAGAAGAUCAAGUAAACCAUGACUAUAAUACGUGAACGCAAGACCGGAUUGUUGAUUUUCUGGUGUUAUCCAACGUUGAUGGUUUUUGACUUAUGUUGCUGCUUUUAAUUAUGUAGUGUCGGCAAAAACUAUAGUGAAGUUUUUAGUAUUUUUAUUUUAGUUUGCAGUUCGUUAUGCUCGUAUUUUUAUGUUCUAUUCAAAAUAUGACUGAUAUUGUUUUCAAAUAGAACAUGAUUAAUCUGUGUGUA